AUGAAGUUUGAAGAAAAGCACGCGGGCAAUGGGAGACGUAUAGGAAAGAGUCAGCCAUAUCUAGAGGAGAAGCAUCAGGCAAACGGGAAAUCAGGAGCAAAUGGGAAAGCUGAGGUCUCCGUAAAGCAGGAGGCAAAUGAGAAAUGUGAUGUGCCCAGAAAAAGCUUCAAAACGUACAGCUGGCAGGAGAUCCAGAGACACGGUUAGGAGGACGACCAGUGGGUGGCGAUUAGCCACAAGGUCUAUGAUGUUACUGACUGGGCCAGGAGGAAUACAGGUGGGCACCAGGUCCUCAAUCAUUAUGCCAGGGAGGACCCCAGGGAUGUCUUCAGAGCUAUGCACCCUAACCUUGACAUGGUUCGAUUGGACCUUAAGCCACUCCUCAUCAGAGAGCUUGCCUCAGGAGAGCUCAGCCAGAAGAGAAACAAAAACAUGAGUGAGGUCCUGGGACUCAACUUCUCAUUUUCUCAUUUCUUUCUGCAAGACAUUGCCUGGGUCAGCAGUUUUUACAUCUGCUACAUUGUCACAUUUGGUCCUUUCUAUGGAGUCUUUGGAACCUUGCUGCUCAUGUAUUUUGUCAAGUGUCUUGAAAGUCCUUGGAUUCUCUAUAUAACACAGAUGAGCCACAUACCAAUGAAAAUGAGCGAAGAGGAGAACCGAGACUGGUUCUCUACUCAGGUCUUGACCACCUGCAACACUGAACGGUCCCUUUUCAAAGACUGGUUCACUGGGCACCUGAACUUCCAAAUCAAACACCAUCUGUUCCCCAUUAUGCCAAGCCAUGAUUAUCACAAAGUAGCACCUCUGGUGAGGUCACUGUGUGCCAAGCAUGGAUUGCAGUAUGUGAAAAAGCUGUUGCAGGCGUUUAGAGAUACUUUCAGGUCUUUGAAGAAAUCCUCAGCCCUCUGGAAGGAAGCUUACUACAAAACAUGA
Molecule: messenger RNA, 933 nt
Organism: Pteropus alecto (black flying fox)
Lineage: Eukaryota; Metazoa; Chordata; Mammalia; Chiroptera; Pteropodidae
Product: fatty acid desaturase 2-like protein FADS2P1
Biological process (GO): lipid metabolic process
Cellular component (GO): membrane
Molecular function (GO): oxidoreductase activity, acting on paired donors, with oxidation of a pair of donors resulting in the reduction of molecular oxygen to two molecules of water
Source: RefSeq, a predicted model, not a curated record